Molecule: messenger RNA, 2102 nt
Organism: Periophthalmus magnuspinnatus
Lineage: Eukaryota; Metazoa; Chordata; Actinopteri; Gobiiformes; Gobiidae
Gene: kcnd2
Product: potassium voltage-gated channel, Shal-related subfamily, member 2
Exons: 6
Coding region: 1-1899 (632 amino acids)
Biological process (GO): potassium ion transmembrane transport; protein homooligomerization
Cellular component (GO): membrane; voltage-gated potassium channel complex
Molecular function (GO): A-type (transient outward) potassium channel activity; protein binding
Source: RefSeq, a predicted model, not a curated record
AUGUCAGCGGGAGUAGCAGCGUGGCUGCCCUUCGCGCGGGCAGCGGCCAUCGGCUGGAUGCCGGUGGCCAACGCGCCCAUGCCCAUACCCCCGAAAGAAAGGCAGCGGGGACAGGACGGACUUAUCAUUCUUAAUGUAAGUGGCACUAAGUUUCAAACUUGGAGCGAUACUCUAGAGCGCUACCCGGACACGCUGCUGGGCAGCUCUGAGCGGGACUUUUUUUUCCACGAAGAGACAAAUGAGUACUUUUUUGACCGCGAUCCAGAUAUUUUUCGCCACAUUCUAAACUUCUAUCGCACAGGAAAACUGCACUACGCGCGCCAAGAAUGUAUAUCGGCGUACGACGAGGAGCUUUCCUUUUUUGGCAUCAUCCCGGAGAUUAUUGGGGAUUGCUGCUAUGAGGACUACAAGGACCGGCGGCGGGAGAACCAGGAGCGCAUACAGGACGAUGAGGAGUCGGACCAAGCCAACGAUCUCAUCUCCGCGGAUAUGUCUUUUAGGGAGACUAUGUGGCGCGCCUUUGAGAACCCACACACAAGCACAAUGGCUCUAGUCUUCUACUAUGUUACAGGCUUCUUCAUCGCAGUGUCAGUGCUGGCCAACGUGGUGGAGACUGUCCCGUGCGGGACAAUGCCCAACCGCGUAAAGGUUGUGUCCUGCGGUGAGCGCUAUGAGCUGGCUUUCUUCUGCCUGGACACCGCGUGCGUCAUGAUCUUUACUGUGGAGUACCUGCUGCGUCUGAUGGCCGCACCCAGCCGCUACAAGUUUGUCAAAAGCGUGAUGAGUAUUAUUGACGUGGUGGCCAUCAUGCCCUAUUACAUUGGCCUUGUCAUGACGGACAAUGAGGACGUAAGUGGCGCCUUUGUCACCCUGCGUGUCUUCAGGGUGUUCCGGAUUUUUAAAUUCUCGCGGCACUCGGCGGGUCUGCGCAUCUUGGGUUAUACACUUAAGAGUUGUGCCUCAGAAUUGGGCUUCCUGCUCUUUUCUCUCACUAUGGCCAUCAUCAUCUUCGCCACUGUCAUGUUUUAUGCGGAGAAGGGCUCCAGCGGCAGCAAGUUUACCAGCAUCCCCGCGGCUUUCUGGUACACCAUCGUCACCAUGACGACCCUAGGAUAUGGUGACAUGGUACCAAAGACCAUCAUGGGAAAGAUCUUUGGCUCAAUCUGCUCUCUGAGUGGAGUGUUGGUCAUCGCUCUGCCUGUGCCCGUCAUCGUGUCCAACUUCAGCCGGAUCUACCACCAGAGCCAGAGAGCCGAGAAGAGGAGAGCACAGAAGAAAACCAGGCUUGCUAGAAUUCUUGCCGUGAAGAGCGGAGAGGCUAACGCUUAUUUGCAGUACAAACAAACUCUGCAGCAGUUUGGAGCGAAUGAAGAGGUAACCGUGGAAAUGCAGUCUUCGACGGCUGGGAAAGCCCUGGUGUGCAAGACAAAUCCCAACUUUGAGGAACAUCACCAUCAUCUGCUGAACUGUCUUGAGAAAACCACAAACCAUGACUUUGUGGAUGAGAAGACAUUCGAGGCCAGCUUCAGGGAGGAGACUCUGGUGAAGCAGAUUUCUCGCACCUCCUCCAUCUCCUCCAGCUCUUCGGCUCACGGCCUGAGCUCCUGCUGUGCACGGAGGAAGAGGAAGAGCUUCAACGUCCCAAACUCCAACAUGUCAGUGGGUCUACAGGGCAGCCAGGAGCUCAGCACCAUACAGAUCAGAGAAAGACCACUGACCAACAGUCGCUCCAAUUUGAAUGCCAAGUUUGAAGAGACAGUCCCACUAAACUGUGAGCAGCCCUACACCACCGCAGUCAUCAGCAUUCUCACGCCCCCGGUCACUACGCCGGAGGGGGACGAGUCCGCUAGCUCCACUGACUACUCCCAUGCAAAUAUAGUCCGGGUAUCAGCCCUCUAGUCCUCUACGGGCUUCACCUUGUACCCUCAGACAAAGGACCCCAGCCGGAUGGCCCAAAGCUACAGACUGUGUGGGCGUGGCUUCAAGUGUUUGCAAUGAAAAAUGAUGGGUUAGCUUUUGCUUAGCUCUCUACUGGGGCAUUGCAUCAGUUUGUAUGCACCCAUUCUCAGUUAACCCCUUUACAGACUUUUCUUGAAGAAGAA